Carcharodon carcharias (great white shark) is the source of this 1438-nucleotide messenger RNA. RefSeq names its product sialic acid-binding Ig-like lectin 14. Lineage: Eukaryota; Metazoa; Chordata; Chondrichthyes; Lamniformes; Lamnidae. The transcript has 6 exons. The coding region runs from base 68 to 1324 and encodes 418 amino acids. The record is from RefSeq and is a predicted model, not a curated record.
GUAUAAUCCAGGUUGACAAUCCCUGGUAGCAUUACUGAGGGAUUGCUGCACUGUCAGGGGCUUGAGAAUGAGAAGUGGAUGGAAUAUCUGGGAGAGGACAAUGAUCGGGAAAUCUUACUUCCUCCUGUCACUUCUCCAAGUUGGACUGUCACAAGAGUGGAAAGGUGACACUCCACGAGAGGUGACAGCGCAGGAAGGUUCGUGUGUACAGAUUCCAUGUAAUUACAGUUAUCCAGCACGUUUAGUAGGGAGAGCACGUGUCGGAAUCUGGUACCUGGAAUGGUACACAUGGAAUAUAUGGUCAAGAUGGAACAUAGCCUUUCACUCUAAGGAUCACAAUCACGAGUUACCACGGUUCCACAAUCGGACCCGGCUGUCUGGAGACCUAAAAGAUGGCGACUGUUCCCUGAUUAUAAACAACAUCAGACAGGAAGAUGCAGGAUAUUAUUUUUUCAGAAUAGAAUUUGACAAUGGUCCGAGCCAUAACUAUUGCCCUGUAACCCAGCUUCACGUUUCUGCUGAACCCUCACAAGAGUGGAAAGGUGACACUCCACGAGAGGUGACAGCGCAGGAAGGUUCCUGUGUACAGAUUCCAUGUCAUUACAGUUACCCAUCGUGUCUGGAAAACCAACCGCGAGGUGGACUCUGGUUUAAUAAUGAGGAACAGAUUCCCUCGGCUCCCAUAGCCUUUCACUCCAAGGAUCACAGUCACGAGUUACCACGGUUCCACCAUCGGACCCGGCUGUCUGGAGACCUGAAAGAUGGCGACUGUUCCCUGAUUAUAAACAACAUCACACGGGAAGAUGCAAGACCUUAUUUUUUCAGAAUAGAAUUUGACAAUGGUCCGAGCCAUAACUAUUACCCUGUAACCCAGCUUCACGUUUCUGAUUUCACAGAUAAACCCACGAUAUUCCCUGCUGAAAUUAUUGCAGGAAAGCGUGUGGAUGUAAGCUGCACCUUCAACACAACGUGCAAUGGAACAGCAGCACCUGUCUUAACCUGGGACACUCCCACUGACGUACCUGGAUCAGUCUCAAACACUGUAACUCAGCAUGGUGUCACUCUGACCUAUACUUCUGUUCUGACCCUGAUCCCAUCACUCAAACACCACGGACACAAUCUCAGCUGCAGAGUGAGAUAUCCAUCUGUUUCUUCGGAGCGGUCCCUCGUACUAACUGUGCAAGACAGUGGAGGAGAGAUUCUGCACGUGAUCCUGAUCCUGGGAAUACGAGCUGUGAUAUUCCUUGUGGCUGUGGUUAUCACUAUCGCUGGAGUCUGUGUCUGGGAGGGACAAACAGGGAAAGGAAGUCGACAGACUGUUUAAAGCUUUGUGCAGCAACAAUCUCAUCAUGGAAAAGAAGGACGACAUUUGGCCCAUUGAGUCUAUGCUGUCUCUCUGUAAAGCAAUCCAGUCAGUCCCAUUCCCCCACUCUAUCCC